Alexandromys fortis (reed vole) is the source of this 3734-nucleotide messenger RNA. It is a transcript of the gene Rtl6, whose product is annotated as retrotransposon Gag like 6. NCBI's taxonomy places the organism in Eukaryota, Metazoa, Chordata, Mammalia, Rodentia, Cricetidae. The record is from RefSeq and is a predicted model, not a curated record. Bases 233 to 949 code for a protein of 238 amino acids. The transcript is spliced from 2 exons.
UUCAAUCUGUGCAUCCUGCAAGGGUUGAGCAGUUCCAGCUCGAACAUCCUUCAAGGCCUGGGCAGGUCCAACCAGCGCCCCACACCUUGACCCUGCAAAGCUUGCAGAAAGGAACUGCAUCUAGGACAGGAUCAGUGUCCCCAGGCUUGUUCUCCCAGAUUCUGCCUGGGCGCCCCUGCUUCAGCACCCAGGGCCUUUUGCUCCGGCUCUCUGUUGCUUGAUCUUUGCCAGAAUGGUCCAACCUCAGACCUCCAAAACAGAAAGCUCAGCCUCUGCCUCUGGUGCCAGCGCACAGAUGGAUGAUGUGGCUGACACCCUGACCUCCUUGCGACUCACCAACUCUGCACUGAGGCGCGAGGCCUCCACGCUGAGAGCCGAGAAGGCCAACCUCACCAACAUGCUGGAGAGCGUGAUGGCGGAGCUCACAUUGUUGCGCACCCGGGCGCGCAUCCCUGGCGCUCUGCAGAUCACUCCGCCUAUCUCUGCCAUCACCUCCAAUGGGACUCGACCCAUGACCACACCGCCCACCUCGCUGCCUGAACCUUUCUCUGGAGACCCCGGCCAGUUGGCGGGGUUCCUGAUGCAGAUGGACAGGUUCAUGAUCUUUCAAGCUUCCCGCUUCCCGGGUGAAGCCGAGAGAGUGGCCUUCCUGGUGUCCCGACUGACUGGGGAGGCGGAGAAGUGGGCCAUCCCCCACAUGCAGCCGGACAGCCCUUUGCGAAACAACUACCAGGGCUUUCUGGCCGAGCUGCGCAGAACCUACAAAUCCCCGCUGAGGCACUCGAGGCGUGCGCAAAUCCGGAAGACUUCUGCAUCCAAUAGGGCUGUGCGGGAGCGGCAGGUGUGUCGCCAAGUGGCCACACCGGGCACAGGGCCCUGCCCAGUGCAUCCAGCCUCCAACGGGACCAAUCCUGCACCAGCCUUGCCCACCCGCAGCCGGAACCUUUAGGGACCUAUGACCACCCAGGUAGCUAGACUGUUGCUGAGAAGAAUUGUCCAUAAGGUAGCAUUGUCCUGUUUGCAGACGCCUUUCACUCCACUCCUGAUCUAUGGGAGACCAUCCUGCCAUCCUCAUUGGUCAUCCAUCCUGCUGUGUGUUUUUGCUAGCUUUACUUGCAACUCGGUGCAUGCUCCCCUUUCUGUUGCUUGCAAUCCCAGCUUCUCUAGUAAUCACAACACAGCCCCUUGGACAUGCACCUGCCUAGGAGCGGUUUGGGCUGACCGCCUCUGUGGGCUCUGCGAGCCGACAUUCAGCUUCUGUGCACUCCUACAUGCACCCUGUCAGUUGAUGAGUUCUGAAUAGAAAGAAGCCAAGUUGGUCCUGUAGGUGGCUGAUGUAUACCUGAACCAGCCUGCCCACAUCUGAUCACUUGGCAAGAUUGCUAGGUAGUCACUCUGCAUUCCAGGGAUUCUUCCCUUUCUGGGGGAGCCUGUAUUCCAGCAUACCCCACUGCUGUUGCUGGGAACAUCUGGUCCUUCGCAGACAUUCCUCCUGCCUCUCCUGUCCACAGGAGACUCGUCCACACCUCUCUGUGACUGCCAGCGUUCUGACGGCAUCCAGGACAUCUAGCAUUCAUCUGCUAAGUUAACCGGGGACCCGGGACCCUGGGCAGUUCCAUCAGGCUGCCACAGGCAGCAGAUUCCUGACAUCCAUGUGCCAGCUACGACAGACCGAGGGGGACCCUGGGAACCCUAUUUGCUGCCUGGAUUUCCAUUGAGAGACUCCCAGGUGUCUGCUCAUUCCUGCCCAUGUGGCUCCACGGUGGGCCUUACCUAGCCGCAGACUUUUCCACCCAGGUGCCAGGUGGCUUUCACCUCUGCCUUUCAGCCACCCACACCAUCUCUAGGGGUCGAAGGAGCCCAUGCAACAGUACCUUCUCUGUGCCUGGGCCUAAUGUGUAGCCUUUGUCCAAGAACAAAAGCCUGGCUGGGAGCCAGUUCCUCUGGGAGACACCAUCGAGCGCCUUCGGUAAGGGGUGUUGUUGGCCUCUUGCCGAAGAAUUGGUCGUGAGUGGUUAACAGCCUUGGUCUUCGGGUGGCACACAUUCCGGUUCUGAGAACAAAGCGUUGGCUUCUUCCCAGAAGGAUGACCUGGAAAUCAGACUCAGACUCAGCCGAGCCCUGGACAGAGACACCUGUCAUAUUUCAAUGCCAAACUGUGUUUACACGCCCACGUGGCCCCUUGGGGGAGAUGGGUGCCUCUCCUGGGUUCUCCUGCCCUCCUCUGCAUGGUCUUGUCUUGACCACAAAAGGCCACCUCUGCACCCACCCAAAGCUCUCCCCUCUUGGGAGUCCAGAGGCUGGGACAUGGCCUCUUUCAGAGACUUCCUCUGUCAUUGGGAAAAGUGACUGAUUCCAAAGCAGCCACCUUUGCAAGGCCAGGAUCUUCAAUGCUCGCUGGGUUCACAGCCCACAGCCACCUGCUUCUUGUUAACUCUGUUAGCACAGCAGCCUUGCUGAACAGCCUAGACCAAGGCGUCCUGCUGGCACCAUGGUGCUUCACAAGCAGGCAGAAAACUCCCCGGGGGUUCCAUUGAGGGUACUUACUGGUCCCCAACAGCUGAGUCUCAGGACUUUCCAGUAGAGGGGUCCGUAGGUGAAGCGAUAGCUUCAGCAGAAAAGUGGGGCGGUGUCUGUGGAGGCAAGAGGCACCUGGGACAUUUAUUUGUGGCCUUCUCAAUCAGGAUUAGAGACCCAGUGGGAGGCAUGCCACCUGCCCUGGCUCCUUGGACCACUGGGUGAUGUGUUUGUGUUAGAUUCUGCUUCAGCCCUCAGCUGGUCCUGGAGCCAGAGCCGUGCAGGCUGUCUGCCUGUGUGGCUUCACUAUCUCCCUUUGCCGUCUGGGCUGAAUCACCCGAGUCACUCUGCUGCUCUGGUGGCGGUGACUUCGUGAUUGGUUUUUUUCUUUGUUGUUUUUUUUUUUUUUUUUUUUUUUCUUGGUGUUUGUGUUUAUGGAACUGGGGCCGUGCUGCCCUGUAUUUAGAACCAUCUCGAUAGCUCCCUGUAGCUUGGAGCCUGGAGCACAUGAGAGACGGUUGACACUGCCCUCCUCCUUGGGCCUGGAUGAACCACUUCGAAUCUGUUGCCGAGGAGCCCACUGUGGCUCUAGUGGGGGGACAUGGUUAGUCCCCAGCCAAAAGGACAAGAUGCAAGGCCCAUGCGGCUCCAGAGGGAGACUGUGAUAACUGGGCAUCAAGCUGAGGAAGAGGGGGAGGGGAGGCUUUGUACAUAUCUUAAGGUUGUAGUUUCCGGAGCUCAGAAGAGAACAGGGCGAAGGGGAGAGGAGCUGGUAUAUGAAGGAGUGGCCUUCCUCUUGGCAUUGACUGUUGUGGCCGUACUGCGCCUGCUCCCCAGACGCCGUGACACCCAUCUGGGCCAAGUCACUCCCUUGAGUAGACUCUCAAAGGUGGGAUUAUUGGAUUAACGAAUACGGGCCCUCUGAGACUUUUAUUACCGACCGACAAAAUGGUUUCCAGAAAUUUCUGUGUCCAUUCCGCUGCCACCAGCAAGGGUAAGUGUCUCUGAUCAGGGUCUUGUGCCAGGACUGGAGGAUGAGGACGGCAGCAGCAUGCUCCAGCUGCAUCCUUCGAUUCUAGCUCGUUAAGCAUCUUUACACCAAGUGAUUGCGUUUCCUCUUUUGCAGCCUGCUGAUGUCCUUUGCUCUGCUGAUGGGCCUGGCCAGUUUGUAAGAGCUCCGUAAUGGAAUUAAAGAUAUUAACCUGUUGUGUGUCAUA